This is a messenger RNA of Oikopleura dioica, 4725 nucleotides long. Lineage: Eukaryota; Metazoa; Chordata; Appendicularia; Copelata; Oikopleuridae. The record is from the annotation of a GenBank genome assembly.
AUGAAAAUCGAAUCGGUUGUGUCCGAGAUACUGCAAAUCCUUCCUGAUAAAAAUGCUGGAACGCACCGUUUGCUCUUUUGCUCGCUGUACAAAGUUGCCAAAGAUGAGCCGAAAGUUGUAGUGCGCUACAUUCUUGAUGAGCUGGAUAAGUUUUCUGUUGUUCAGCACGAUGUGAUUUUCGACUUAUUCGCGAAGUUGAUCCAGGACGAUGAAAACUGCGUCUCCAAUGGUCAGGCAGAAGAAAUGAUUCCCCUAGCCACUGCGGCUUUGUCCCAAUCUAGGUUGAACUUGAUUGGAUCUCUUUGUGGAAAAUAUGCGUCUGAAAUCGUCGAUCAUCUUUUAUCGCAGAGUUGUGACCAUACAAUGGCUUAUUUAUCCCGUGUCGCUGAAGAGUGUGACCUCGCUGUUGAUUUGAUUUUCCGACUGCUUACUGGUUCGCAAUCUUACAUCGUCAAUUCUGAGGAGAUUCCAGACAGAAUUAAUUGUUGCCGAUUUAUCUCCAAAAUCAUGCAAAACAUGAUGGAAAAGAAAGGCGAAGAAAACCUGAUCGAGCAGGCUGUCUUUGACAAUUUACUCGCUUGUUUGUUACAGUGGCAUGGUCUGAAAAACAACGACUCGUUGUUGCGCGAUAAAUCAUUAGAGGCUGCUACUCUUCUUUGUUUCUCGAUGCCGUGGGGGCGCGCAGACUGUCUUACAACACUGAAAACGUUGUACAGCCCUUAUUUGAAAGACCGCAAGUCUGAGAUCAACAUCAUUUACUCCUACCAUCUUUUACUGUCGUUAUUUAUCAACAAGUCGCCACGACUCAUAUCAGAAAAUAUCGAUCAAACAAUGGCUGAUCUUUUUCGAAUUGUCAACCCAACAGCUCUACAACAAAGCGAUGUUUAUCGAUGCUGGGGAUGUCUGGUCCAAGAGUUCCCCACUCAAAUCCUUCAGUUUCUGCUGAAAAAGCUCGACAGUAUGCCUUCCAUGGCGAUUGUAAAAGUAAAAGCACUCAGAGUGAUUCAGUACUUGAUCAAUUACGAAAAACCGUACAUCCAGAACAAGACGGAAGAAAUCAUCAAAGCGCUUAUUCCAAUCCAGUCGAAUACGAACUCUCAUUGUAGACUUCAUCUUCUUCACGUGACACAGGCUUUAUUGAACAACCAAAUGCUAGAUUCUAAAAACGCGUCCUCUGGUCGACAGCUUGUUGAAUUUAUCGUUCGUAUGGCUGCUUUGAGAAAAAAUCAUCCGGAUCCAGAUUUGAAAAAGCUCCGCAUCGCUGCAGAAAAUAUCUUUCAAUUGUCCUCGUCGUCGUCAAAUGAGACCAGAGCAUUUCUUUGGCCACUACUUCUUACGUUUCUUACAAUGCCUGCUUAUCACGGAGCGGCGAGUAGUAUCGCAAAAGCGCUGGAAAUGAUUGCCAAUCGACAGGUAGCAGAAUCGCUGCCGUUGGAGUUUCCUUCCAAACCAGCUCACGCCGUCUUAUUCGUCCGUUGUUUGUUAUUCCUGUCGAAUCCGAAAGAAACUGAACCCGGAGCGCUGUUGUCCUUUCUUCAAUAUUUAUCCAAAUCAAUUAACGCCGAAGUUGAUGCAAUAUUCCGCGUUGUUCUCCCGCGCCUCGAUGCUUACUUGUCGGCAAAUUUAUACAACUCCAGCUGGAAUGUAGACGAGUGGCAUCAGCUUUUACUGAAGCUUGUUACGAGAUCCCUGUCGAUUCAUGAUUCGGGAUCGUUUCUGUCUGGAGUUAGAAGUGAAAUUUCGAAAACUCUAGUUUGCCCCCAAAGCGUCAGAUCUCGACCGUUUUUGCUCCAAUGUUCUGCUGCCGCGUUGAGCGCCACGCCGAACACGAAGUUUAUCUUGAACGGAAUCGAUGAAUUAAUGAAUAUUUCCAUCCAUCAAAAUCCAUUUGAAAGAGACGCUUGCGCAAAAGCGAUUCGCCUUCUUGCGAAUUCCAAGCAUUUCGACUCUGUUGUGGAUAGAUUUCUAAAGUCGAGUCAGGGAAAAGUGAUGAAGACGGAAACCAAAAUCACGAAAAUCAUCUUCGGAAGCGGCGAUUCUCAGCGAGAACAUGUAAAAUCAACUGUUUUCUCCGCGCUAACCCACAUUUUCAACACUAUGAUUGAAAAGGAAACAUAUUCUGUCUUCAUCCAGUGCACUCAGUUCUUGUUGGAAGCUGGAGAGUGUUCAUCACUAGAAACAUGGCUAGAGUUUUGGCAGGCGGUUUCUGCUUGCUCGAAAGUGUCAGCAGCAUCUGGGAAGACUUUCCUUGGGCGAAAUACUGUCAUCGAUAUUUGUUGCAAGAGAAUAUUGCCGAAGGAAGAGUUUUCCUCAAUCCACCCUGAAGUUAUCUCUUCGCUUUCGAAUUUGAUCCUUUCUCAGCCUGCUGUUCAAGCUGGGGAAGCGAUAGAUCUUCUCAGGUUUUCACUCUCCGUUCCAAAGUCAUCAGAAUUUCCCUCGUGCUAUCUUGAAGCGUUGACUUCUCAUUUUGAUUCGACGCUCAAACUUUCACCCUCCCCGGAUAAUUGCUUCAAUCUACUCAUGCUUGUCAAGUCAUGGCUACUAGAUGAGCGUAUAAAAGCUCGUCAAAGUGCUAUUCAUAUCUGGCUAUCGAUACUCGUCAAAUUUUUGGAUUACGUUAAUGCUCCUGUUGAUGAGCAUUCGUCUUCCGUAAAACCGGGGGACAUGCAUCACUUUCAAUCCCUUCUACCCGUCGCCUGCAUUCGCUGCAUCGACUCAGACCUCGUCACCCGUCGAACCGCACUAGAAGUAGUCAUCAUCCUAAUCGACCUCUACUACGCUCGAUCUAACGACACUAUGCCAACCGAACUACGCGAAAAAAUGACACGAGCAAACCGCAAGAUUUUGACAACAGAAACAGAAAGCAUGUUUGCUGGAGCAAAGGAUCUCGGUCAAAUCUACUGCGAGCUAAUUCGAGGAAAAUCGGAAUCUUUCAUCAGUGGCCUUCUUGAUUCCAUUUCUGACCCAGAUGAGCAAGCUGCUAAUGGAGCUGUUUUAUUCCUGACUCUUCUGGCGGAGGAAUAUCCGAUCCAAGAUGUCAAGCCGCUUAUGAGAACACUCAUCGGAAAGCUCCGGAGCUUACCAAACUCACAUGUCAAGUCCCGCGCCGGUAUUUUGUCUAUUUUCGCUAUUAUUGGCGCUCAAAGCCCUGAUGACGUUGUCGACGAGCUUAUUAGUGGCGACACGACUUUUUGCGAUGUCAACUCCUUGCAUACUCACAUUUGGCGUUAUCUCGCGCCAAAGCCAUUUAUCGGGGAACAGUUUUGGAAAAUACUCCGGGAGAAGCUCUGUUUCGGCGAGAUUUUCAACGAUUCGACGACUCUUUACAAUGGUCGGCGCCCAUCCAAGAUCAAAAUAGUCGAACUUGACUUUCUUGGAGCGCUUUGUGCAUCGCUUGAAGUUAUUCCUAGGCUUUCAGCAGAAAUUAUCAAAGACGAUCUUUCUCAACAUCUAUCUCGUCUUAUUGGCCGUUGGGCGAUGCUCAUAGACGCAAGCUUUCCUCUUACUCAAUUUGGAUCGUCAAAAGCAGCGACGACCACACCGUCAAUAAUAAUGGCCAAUCUUCUCAAAGUCAUCUUCCAGAAGAUUCACUUACUCUCUGCUUCUAAGAAAGCGAGAGAACUUCCAAAUACAAACACUGAGGAUCGAAUCACGACGCAACUCGUCUGCAAAGGUCUCAAGUCUGUUAUCAACGCAAUAGCAGCUGAUGACAUGAAGUUCUUGUGCGAACUAACGCAAGAGCAAAUGAAGUUGCUCGACGAUUCCAGCUCAUGGGAAGCAGAUCUUGCGACGAUAUCGAUAUUGAGUGACACAAUGGUCAUUCUCAGCCAGAGUCUCAAGUCAUCAAAUGAUCAAAAGGAAGCUGACACACUUUUAUCAAUCAUGAAGAAGCUCUCAACAAUCUGUGGAUGCUCAACAACAAUGACGACAGUGCGGUUCAUUGCAAUAAAUGGCCUUGGUAACCUCUUCCUGCCGCCUGAAAUUCGUUGCCUGGUUGAUGUGGAUGACGUUUUCAAAUCUUUACUUGAGCUGUUCUUGUCCAUCCUUCGUGGAAGUCAGGAGGAUAUGAUUUUGUCUGAAGCAUUUCAUGGAAUCACAAAAGUCGUUCGAAACUCUGUCAAGCCGCCCAUGAGUUCUUUUCGGAAGCCAAUCUUUCAAAUGGCUACCACUUUCUUUCAAAAAGCCAAUCCGGCUACAAGAAGAUCAGCUGUAGAAGUCAUCACUGUCCUGAGUGUGAAUUUCCGCGACGAUGAAGACAAGGAAGACUUUGUCGAGGAGCUCCAUCGGAAUUUACUCGAUGUGCUCAUUUGCCUAGCUGACAACGAUAAAGACGUCAAACACGCUGCACAAGAUGUGUUGCUGUCUAUCGCGCCACUGAUGGUCGACGAGUGUGAGCAACUUAUACAGAAACAUGCUAAAAGUGACAAUCUGCACACGGGCGAGUUCACGGCUGAGUUCUGUUGUCGCUACGUGAAAAACUAUUCCGUCGAGCAAAGUAUCGCCAUGAUUUCGACCGCUAAGGAGCGCCUCUCGUCUCCUUGCGGAACCGUGCGCGGACAAGCAACAACUAUCGUCGGUGCUUUGACCAAAGAUUUCCCCGAAAGUCCAAAACUCGCUCCGCUGGCGGCCGAGUUGCUACCCAUCUUUGUGCAGAUGCUGCACGACGAGUGUCCGGACGCACGCGCCAGGGCUGGAGAAGCGCUUUCAUUUAUUUAUCGUUUCUGA